Strongylocentrotus purpuratus (purple sea urchin) is the source of this 2758-nucleotide messenger RNA. RefSeq names its product lysosomal alpha-glucosidase. The coding region runs from base 90 to 1184 and encodes 364 amino acids. Gene Ontology annotation, biological process: carbohydrate metabolic process. NCBI's taxonomy places the organism in Eukaryota, Metazoa, Echinodermata, Echinoidea, Camarodonta, Strongylocentrotidae. Gene Ontology annotation, molecular function: alpha-1,4-glucosidase activity. The transcript has 8 exons. The record is from RefSeq and is a predicted model, not a curated record.
UUUCAGGUGCUGAAGGUAAUACUUUGUAUUACAGGACCUUGUGCCCCUCUGCACGGCAGACUGCCAGUCUUCAUUACAAUGUGCACAGCAUGUUUGGAAUUUCUGAGGUCAAUGUCUCUUUCACGAUGCUGGCAAACAUCCGGAAGAAGCGUCCUUUCAUCAUCUCCCGCUCUACGUUCCCAUCCUCAGGGAGAUACGGCGGUCACUGGUUGGGUGACAAUAAUAGCGAAUGGCCUGAGAUGCACUCCUCAAUUACAGGUAUCCUUAAUUUCAACAUGUUUGGAAUCCCGAUGGUUGGAGCUGAUAUUUGCGGCUUUAACGGUAACACCACGGAGGAGCUCUGCACACGCUGGAUGCAGCUGGGCGCGUUCUACCCGUUCUCUCGUAAUCACAACAGUCUUUACAUGAAUGACCAGGACCCAGCGGUUUUCAGUAGUGCCAGCCAGGAGUCUAGCAGGAAUGCUCUUCUCAUCCGAUACUCCUUGCUUCCGUACCUCUAUACACUGUUCCACAAGGCCCAUGUGAAUGGCAGUAUGGUAGCCAGACCACUCUUCUUCAAUUUCCCUCGUGAUCCGUCCCUUUACGAAGUUGACACCCAGUUCAUGCUUGGUGGUGCUGUGCUGGUCAGUCCUGUUCUUACUCAGGGUGCUACUUCUGUCUCAGCCUCUUUUCCUCCGGGUCGCUGGUACAGCAUUACACCAGAGCCCCCUCUGACAUUCAACAAGACCACCAGCAUGGUUCUAGACGCUCCUCUCGGCAAGAUCAAUCUUCACCUGAGAGGGGGCUACAUCGUUCCUACAAUGAUACCCGAGACGACAACGACGGAGACAGCCCAGAAUCCGGUCUUGCUCGUCGUCUCUUUGGAUGAAAGUGGGACAGCCAAAGGACAUAUGUAUUGGGAUGAUGGAGAUGAUAUCGACUCCUAUGAGAAUGGGAAAUACAGCUGGUGGAGUUUCACAGCUCAAAACAAUUCUGUGGUGUCUUCCAUUGAGCAUGAUGGUUUUUCUGGGUCUUCAAAGAUGGUAUUCUAUGGAGGGACAGUGAAUGGCGUUACCACCAAGCCCUCUAGUGUCACUCUCAACGGCCAGGAUUGUACGCAUACAUACUUGGAAGACGCCCAGUUACUGGAUAUUGCUUGUCCAAAGCUUCCGUUCAAUAAAUCUCUGGUCCUGCACUGGAUCUAGAAAUCAUGCCGGGGAAAAAAAAACUUUUUUUCUUCCAAAACGAGACACUGAUCUGCGUGAAGGUUUGUUGAGAUAGGACGAUGCGUUAAACCACUUAAUUAGGUCUAAUUUGGGGAUUAAACUGACAACAAGGUAUAUUUUAGAAACGGAAGUGAAACUUCCUUGUAUGUAACUUCUGAAAUAUGAAGGACGCAGAAUGUCUGUCUAUAGCCACGUGUCAUUUUGUGUAAAGUAUCAGGAGAACAAGGCGACAUGUAGGCAUGAUAGUGUUGAAAACUUGAAAAUGGCCUUUCUGAAUAUUUGUACCACUAUGCAAUAUAUCAUUGUUAUUGAUUAGGACUUCUUUUUAUUUCAUGUUAUGUUUUAUAUGGGUAUGUAGAUUUUGUAGUGAAGUUAAUGACUAUUCGGAGUGCACAUAAUAGGUGAAACAUUCAUCAAAAUUCUUUGGAUAGAUAGCCUUGUAAUUAAUAUCUUUGAUCUAUAGACGUAAUCCAAGAAUAAGUACUGAUACUCAAUGGGUCUGUUGCAAAUUUUGUUGUAAAUGUAUAAAAAUUGAAUGGUGAAUUAUAAUCAUGUUCUUGGCAUAAAAUGCACUGUAAUCCCAAAUUGUCUAUUUUUACAAGGUAAAUGGAAUAAAAUCAUGACUGUCCUUAUAAAAUGUAUUGUAAUGGUGUAUAAAGUUUUAUAUAUAUCAUUGGUUUAGAACAUGAAUGUAUUUUUUCUAUGUAAGAAUAAAGAGUAAGCACCUGUAAGCCUUUGUCUGAUUCUUCAACCCCUGUAUAAACAGUACAGGUGUGUUUAUUUAUCAUUUUGUGAUGAAAUCAUUGCUUUAGACUCUUAAAAAUUGAAAAGAAAAAAUUAUGGCAAUGUCUUAUGAGAAUUGUGUUUGAUGUACAUGCAUUUCAUUUUCCAACCAUCAGUACUGUUCAUUUUAUUUGAAGGCUAGAUGUUAUGUUCUAUGACAUGUAUUGAUGUUUGAAUGUUUAAGUUCUUGCUGUGCCACAAAUUGUUUAUAAACAAACCAUUGAUUAAUGUUAUUAUCAUCAUCAUCGUUUAUAUAUCAACCUUAAAUUCGGUACAUCUUAUUUUAUCUCAGAAGAACUAGCUCAUUCUUAUUUCAACAAAGCAUCAGAGACCAUUUUAAUCUUGGCUGAAAUGUACUGCUAUUCUAUGCCAUAGGCAAUCUGCAUGUAGUAGCACUAAUUGGCAUGAUAAUUGCAAAUUGAAGCGUCAUAUGUAAGCUAAGAGACUGUUUUUACUUUUGUAUAAUCUUUAUUUACUUCCAACUGAAAUACUGUAGGUUAUUGUUAAUAUAAUGCAUCAAUCAUAAAGAUUUGUGAUAAAGAAAGACAACUUUUCUUUCAACUUUCUUAUAUAAAUACUUAUAAAAUAUUAUCAUUACAAUACAGGCACAUACAUUCAUUGAAGUAUCAAUGGCACAGAAAUAAAUACCAUGAAUAUUUUUGCAAUCUACCAUGAAAAGUACUGUUAUUGUAAGAAAGAAUAUCAUGCUCAGAAUGAUUUAAUUGUGAGAGAUUUAUACAAUUAAAUAGACAAUUUUGAAUUUAACUCAA